This is a messenger RNA of Saccostrea cuccullata (small rock oyster), 946 nucleotides long. RefSeq names its product polyadenylate-binding protein 2-like. Gene Ontology annotation, molecular function: poly(A) binding. NCBI's taxonomy places the organism in Eukaryota, Metazoa, Mollusca, Bivalvia, Ostreida, Ostreidae. Gene Ontology annotation, cellular component: nucleus. The transcript is spliced from 7 exons. Bases 181 to 858 code for a protein of 225 amino acids. The record is from RefSeq and is a predicted model, not a curated record.
UAAAAAGCUAUUGUAAAUAAAGCCGGUUUGGAAGAAAGGGAUUUUGCGGAAGGGGACAAACAACAAUCAGCUGUAAUCCUCAUAUUACAGAACUAAUUCUGCUUCAAGUACGACCAGUAAUGAAUUAAUAUAUCUUGUUGUGUUCAAUUUCGUUUUUAUCGUAGACUGUGACCUUUCAUUAUGUCUGAAAUUGACAACGAAACCGAACAGUUUCACGAAGAUCAUGAAAAUGAUAAUGAAUUUGACACCGAAGCUCAGUUAUUGGAGAGUGGGGAAAUUGAAGGAGAAACAAAUGCUGCAGACGAUUCUACGGCAGAUGACCCGGAACUAGAAGCAAUCAAGGCAAGAGUGAGAGAGAUGGAGGAGGAAGCAGAAAAGCUUAAAGAGAUGCAGAAAGAAGUAGACACACAGAUGAACAUGACAUCCCCUACCACUGCUAGUCCAUUUCCAACACCGGAAGAAAAGAUGGAUGCUGACAACAGAUCAGUUUAUGUUGGAAAUGUUGAUUAUGGAGCCACAGCAGAAGAACUGGAACAACAUUUCCAUGGAUGUGGCUCUGUCAACAGGGUCACCAUCCUUUGUGAUAAAUACACUGGCCAUCCUAAAGGAUUUGCCUAUGUGGAAUUUGCAGACAAAGAUUCAGUGACCACUGCCCAGGCCCUGGAUGAAUCACUGUUCGGAGGCAGACAGAUUAAGGUCAGUGCAAAGCGAACCAACAGGCCAGGAAUUAGUACAACCAACAGAAAACCACGGGGAUUCAGGCCGAGGGGGAGGUUCAGAAGUCCCUAUGGAGGAGGGGGGUACACACCUAGAAGACCAAGUCGAUUCAGAAGAGCUGCGUUCUAUUCUCCAUACUGAAGAUAUAUAGCAUCAAAUUCUUAACGUCAACUAAAAAAGAAAAAAAAAAACAAAACUAUCAAAAGAAAACUACAACAGCAAAAACAAA